Messenger RNA from Cylindrotheca closterium, 852 nucleotides. The record is from the annotation of a GenBank genome assembly. NCBI's taxonomy places the organism in Eukaryota, Bacillariophyta, Bacillariophyceae, Bacillariales, Bacillariaceae.
AUGAAUGUUGCAGGGCUACCAAUUCCAUCCUUUGAGGGCACAGCCGCAUUAGGUGUUUCUCGAACGAAUACUAAUAGUACAAUCUCCUAUGAUGAUGAUUAUGACUCGGACGACGAAGAUGACGCCUGCUCCAUCAUGACACAACCAAGAUCACCGUCACCCACUCGAGAAUUCGAUUAUAACAAUUGGAGUAUUAGUACUAGUGCUAGUAGUAGUAAUGUUGCAGGAAAGAAGGCAAGAAGAUUGCCAACGAACUCUGAAAAAGAAGCUGCUGUCAAUAAACGAAAGCGUACUGCAUCCAGCAAGGAAUCAUCGUCAUCAGCAUCAUCAGCAUCAGCAUCAUUGGGCGACCAUAACGACGAGGAAAAUCCUGCCAAUAUGGCUUCUAUCCCUUCCGGAAAAAGAGAAAGGAAACGGCGUGCUACUGGUGGUAGAAGAGCCAAAGCCAGAAGUUCUUCUUCGCCGCCGACGUGUGACGGUGAUGAUUCCCAGUCAUCACCGUCGUUAUUUCAGUACAAUGGGGAAAUGAAGACCUUGGACGAGAUUUUGGAGGUCAAGGAAUGGUUUGUGGAAAAGCUUGUGAAACGAAAGAAACCAAGAGGACAAAGUGCGUAUUACCUUUGUAAAUGGAAAGACACUUGGGAGACGGAAGAAAUGUAUUUUGCGCUCAAGCAAAAAGGCUUUGGAGUCAAGGUCCUCGAAACGAGAAAGGCGCAGGAUGGCGAAACUGUAUUAUACAAAUGCCAAUGGAAACCUCUCUGGGAGCCGGAAGACUAUUGCACCAGAGGUGCUAUACAAGCAUUUGAAGAAGAACGAGCAACGAGGAAAGCGAAACGACGCCGACGUCAUUAA